Messenger RNA from Hirundo rustica (Barn swallow), 3625 nucleotides. RefSeq names its product glial cells missing transcription factor 2 (gene GCM2). NCBI's taxonomy places the organism in Eukaryota, Metazoa, Chordata, Aves, Passeriformes, Hirundinidae. Gene Ontology annotation, molecular function: DNA-binding transcription activator activity, RNA polymerase II-specific; RNA polymerase II cis-regulatory region sequence-specific DNA binding. Gene Ontology annotation, biological process: gliogenesis; regulation of transcription by RNA polymerase II. Gene Ontology annotation, cellular component: nucleus. The record is from RefSeq and is a predicted model, not a curated record.
AUGAAGCUCACCUGGGACAUCAACGACCCCAAGCUGCCGCAGGAGCCCAAGCACUUCGAUGCCUUCCAGGAAUGGCCCGAUGGCUACGUGCGGCUCAUCUACUCGAGCGAGGAGAAGAACGCGCAGCGGCACCUCAGCGGCUGGGCCAUGCGCAACACCAACAACCACAACUGCCAGAUCCUCAAGAAGUCCUGCCUGGGCGUGGUGGUGUGUGCCCGGAGCUGCGCUCUGCCCGGCGGGGCCAGGCUGCAGCUCCGCCCCGCCAUAUGCGACAAGGCUCGGCAGAAGCAACAAAAGAAAGCCUGCCCCAACUGUAACUCUGCCCUCGAGUUGAUUCCUUGCCGAGGACACAGUGGCUAUCCAGUCACGAACUUCUGGAGGCUUGAUGGAAAAGCAAUAUUUUUCCAGGCUAAAGGAGUCCAUGACCACCCCCGGCCAGAGAGUAAACUGGAGGCAGAGGCAAGAAGAAGUGCAAUUAAGAAGCAAAUGUCCUCUUAUCACCACUCCCAGAAAAAGAGAUCUCUAAACUCCGAGGCAGGACGGUUCCAUGACAGCGGUGGUUACACCAAUAACCUACAGAAUUUUCACUGCAUGGAUGGCCCAGAAAGAGUUGGUAUCUUCACAGACACCAGUUUUUCGAUUCCAGCCCAGUCUUACCCUUCACUGCAGAACGCAGACCUCUACAAGGCCCCUUACGACUCAGCCAGCUUCCCAGAGGACCCGCUAUUGCCGUACCCUAAGUGUCCAAAUCCAAGGAUCUACAUGCCCAGGCCAUGCAGUUACGAGUUUGGAGUUCCUACCUUCAUAAGCUCGAAUCCUUACCCAACAUUUUACACAGAUCUGACCAGUCCUGCCAUUGAUGCAGACCCCCCCAGUCUGAACGGGUCUCACUACAACGCUGCGGCCACCCACGACAAGAGCUUUGAUAACCCUGGCAGACAUUAUGGACUGAAACCAGCGUGGGGGAAGACGGGCGGCGGAGACCGGAGUGACUACGGGCAGAUGCCAACGAGUGCUCCCCACCCUUACUACGGCGGGGACUAUCCCUGCAGGUACAGCCCCAGCCCCGCGCCCAUGGCCCCGCCGCUGCAGACCGUCAUCACCACCACCACCAAGGUGUCCUACCAGGCCUACAAGCCACCCGCGCUGAAAUACAGCGACAACCUCUGCGAUAUGAAAAACCUCCAGAGCUACACCCACGUGGCAGAAAACGUCUCAGGUGCCAUCUAUUCGGGGAUGAAGAUUCAGGAAGACUUUGGGAUGAUAAAGUCAGCGUUGCUAUACCAGCACGACUCCGUCCCCACAAAAUCCAAACCAGCUGAGAGCGUGGAGAGCUAUCGGUAUGGAUUCCCCCUGGGCAGCAGCUUUGCUGAGCAUGAAGGCCAGCCCCUAAGGUUUGAGAGCGCUGAAUAUUGACUAAACCAUGCCCAAAUGACAAAUAUGUGCAGAUGAGAGAACAAAUUAUUGUGUUGACCAUGUUAGUGCUAAGACAAGUGGCUUGGGAUUUGAGGAGAUGUAAGGAAGCAGAACAUCAAGACAGCUUUUUCCCAAAAGCACCUUCCUGGAACUGUGUGCUGAGUGAAUUAUAUUCUGCAUCUAAUUUCAAAGAAGCCCCACACAAUCUCUAAAUUGGCACAAGGAACUGAGCCCAAAACACACCUCGGAGAAGGUAAAAUGGAGCUUCCAGCUCCUCUGGAAGUCAACAGCCUCCUCUGACACCAAGUGCAAUCCACUUAUAGCUACAACUCCUGCCAGAUGCCUCAAGCUUUGAGAGAAAAUGCUCCACCUUUAAGAAAGGACUAAUCAGGUAAUAGAAAAGAAAUAAAGGAAGGUGGCUAUAGAUUAUAGUCAACUGAAGGAAAUGGCAGGGAAAGAAAGAAAUGUAAAAGCAAGAGAAUUUGCAGAAUAAUUCACCUGAAUGGUCCAUUUACCUGCCACGAUCCUUUUGAUGAAUGGAGAGAUCAGCUAAGUUUCUCUGAAAUGAGAAAUUAAAAACCUUAAACCUAAGAAAUGAAACAUGCUAAAUUCAUGUUGCUUUUUGAACCCUUGUAUCAAGACUGGAGUAUACCCAGCUUUUCUAUGUAAGGACAGCCCAGCCACAGCAGGAACUGAUGCCCUGUAACUCUCAGCCUGGAGGCACGAAGGCUCAGGCAACCCCCACCAAGCCUGCUCAGCAUCACAUGGCUGCCAGAGUUAACUUAUGUGGUCCUGAAAACCAUUUACAGGGAAACUGUUUUUGCUUAAAGGGGCCUGGCAAGCUGGUCAGACCAAUUGGUUAUUGGUGCAGAAUUCUCUUUAUCCAUGAAUGCAACUCAUCCUGUCUAAGAAUGCAACAUCCCAGCUCCUUAGUAUGGGACAGUGUUGAAUGAACCUUUCCUUGCUGCCUCUCUGCACUCCAUCUCCAUCAGGUCUUUCUCCCUCUCCUGAGGGACUUCUAGUCCUUUUUCUCUCUGUAAUCAUUGCUCCCCGCAACAGCACUACUUCAGAAAUUAAACAAGCCAACAGAGAGGUUACAAAACAAAAUCUCCAAACUGAUCUAAGCAAAGAACACAUAAGGAAAUGCAUCCCCAAAUUCAUCCCUAAACCAACUAAUUCUUAGUUAAUCUGGAAAGAAGGAAAAACAGAGCAGUGCUGGUUAAAAACUACAGAUAUUUUGAUAGCUGCCUAGUACUAGGGAAUAGAACUCUCACCCAAAAUGGGUGUGCCAAACAAGGGAGCUAAAUAGACACAGGGAAUUAAUGGGGUCAAAAAAUUUCUUUUGGUAUCAUUAAUAUUAAGUUACCAAGUAUCUUUAACUUUUUGAACACUUUUUUUUUACCUCUCUCUUAUGUAUAUUUUUACUAUGUUUUGAGAAGCAGCAUACUACUUUACUUUUUCAAUAAAUGUGAAAUUAUAUUUAAAAGCAAGGCACCAUGUAAUGUGAGUAGCUGGCUAGUUAGAAUUAUAAGGCUCAGUGCACUGAAGCCAUCAUUAAUCUGGUAAACAAAUUUUAUUUUCAAUGAACAGCAUGCAAAUCUGUUUGCAUCUGAGGUUUAAAAAUAGUUAUUUCUGGUGUAGUAUAUUUUCUUUCUUUUGAUUUUUUUUUAUGAAAAGCAGUAUGUUCAGUCCGAGAUGUGAAACCAAGCCCCACAGGAAUCUAGUUAAUAGCAUCCUAUUUCAGCAGUGGAUUGUUCAGCAUUUUAAAAAUUCAAGCCAGACAAAGAUGGAAUUCACAAAAAGACUACAUUAAUUCACCUGCAACAAACUUACCUUAUCUUUUAGCUCUAGUGUACUUGCUAUAUAUCUCACUUGGCUUUUGUUAAACUCUUAUGGCAGCACUUUUACCAAGUGUUUUAAAUUACUGAUAAGAAGAGAUUCAGGUGAACAACAUCAAUUUGACAAUUGGCCCACACACUAACCUUUAAAAAAAGAAAAUAAAAUGGUGGUUUGUGAGUUAUUACCCAAAAUUUUAGAGUUUAGGAAUAUGUAACACAAUGCCUAUUUACAGAACUGUUAUUUCUCAGCUGUAUGCCAAAUCAUAUCUAGGCAUUUUACAUGUAGAAUAAAAGGCAAGGCUUACAGCCUUAUAAGUGUAAAGGGGGAAAAAAAGAAAAAAAAAAAAAAAGAAAAAAAAAAUGGGGGAGAA